This is a messenger RNA of Penaeus vannamei (Pacific white shrimp), 528 nucleotides long. NCBI's taxonomy places the organism in Eukaryota, Metazoa, Arthropoda, Malacostraca, Decapoda, Penaeidae. The record is from RefSeq and is a predicted model, not a curated record.
AUGAAGGUCGGCAAAGUAACCCUCCACUACGACAACGGCGGCUACUACAGUGAGGCUAGGGUGAGGUUACCGCUUUCGCGUCGCUACGGCUACGCUCUCCUCAACAUCUACAUCCAUUCCUUCAUCCUGAUUGUGGUCAGCUUCAGCACACUUUUCUUCAGGACGUCCAUGUUUGAAGUGAGGAUGAUGUCAGCUCUCACGGCCCAGCUCGUGAUCGCCACCUUGUUCUCUCAGGUGUCGGCUUCGCUGCCCAAGAGCUCGUACUUCAAAAUGGUCGACAUCUGGCUCCUCUUCUGCAUCGGGAUCACCUUCCUCGUCAUCAUCCUUCACGCGUCAUCAUCGCGCAUCCACGAGGUCAGCUUCUCGACAGUCACCAUGGUGGAGCCUUUCCGACCGACGAAAUCCGCGAGACCGAAGCAGACCAAGAGUGACAGCCGCGAGAGGAGGAUCGUCUCCGCCUCCAGAUGGAUCGUGUUCAUCCUCUUCUCCGUCUUCAACUUGAUUUAUUGGGGUUAUAUCCUGUUCUGA